AUGGGUUCCAUCGAGGUGUCACCCAAAGCCACAGCACUAUCCAUCGUCGAAGCCACUGUUGCAGAUCUGGCGGCCGCCCUUGCCGAUGGACACACCAACAGUGUUGAAUUGACAGUCAAGUCCCUCCUUCGUGUGGCCAAAUAUGAUCGCCGGUCCACGGUGCUCAAUGCAAUGCCCAUCAUUAAUGAGAACGCACUGGAAGCUGCGCAAGCUUCUGAUUACCGCCGCGCAGCCGGGAAGACAGUAAAUAUUCUAGAUGGGCUUCCGUGCACCAUCAAAGACUCCUACAAGAUAGAGGGCAUGACUGUGGCGGCUGGUUCUCAUGCGUUUCAGAAUCUGAUCGCCCAGGAUGAUGCGUUCACGGUGAAGAAGAUCAAAGAAGCCGGCGCCGUCAUCUUGGGCCGAACAAAUAUGCCUCCCAUGGCUGCAGGAGGAAUGCAGCGCGGAGUGUAUGGUCGUGCCGAGUCACCGUAUAAUGCCGAAUACCUUACAGCAGCGUUCGCUUCAGGGUCAUCAAAUGGAUCCGCGACGGCGACAGCGUCCAGUUUCGGCGUGUUUGGCAUGGGCGAGGAGACAAUUUCUUCCGGGCGCUCGCCCGCCUCAAACAAUGGACUUGUUGCCUACACGCCGUCCCGAGGCUUGAUAUCGAUUCGAGGAAAUUGGCCGCUUUUUCCAACAUGCGACACCGUGGUCCCCCACACAAGGACGAUGAAGGACAUGUUUGCCCUGCUCGAUGUGAUCGUUGCGCAUGAUCAGGAAAAGGAGUGCGACUUUUGGAGAGCACAGCCUUUUGUUACCCUUCCAGAGGUCGCCAGCGUCCGCCCGAAAUCAUACCACAACCUGGCCGAUGCCGACGCGCUGGUCGGGAAGAAGAUCGGCGUUCCCAAAAUGUACAUUGGCAAGACUGACUCCGAUCCAGCGGCGAGAAAAGUCCAUACCCGUCAGUCUGUCGUCGACCUGUGGAACAAUGCUCGAAAGAUAUUGGAGGGACUUGGUGCCGUAGUCGAAGAGGUUGAUUUCCCCGUCGUGACCAAGUUCGAGGCGGUCGAACAGGGGGCCAGUGGUCCUCCGCAGGCGGAAUCAAUCGCUCCGCCUCACCGCAACGAAGUCGACAUGUGUCGACUGAUGGCUUAUGCCUGGGACGACUUUCUCGUCAGCAAUGGCGACAAGAAGCUCGCGACUCUCGCGCAGGUGGACUCCGCGACCAUCUUUCCCCAGCCACCAGGCACGAUCCCCGACAAAUAUGACACCGACGACCCAUUGGCACGCCACGCUGAUGUGGUGGCACACAUUACAGGUGGCAGGAUCCCCACAUAUGACAUUCCCGGCCUGGGGCAAGCCCUACAGAAUCUCGAAGCCAGGCGGAGAGCUGAUUUUGAAGACUGGCUCGGCACCCUCGGGCUGGAUGCGGUUGUAUGGCCCUGCAACGGCGAUGUUGGCAAAGCAGACGCCGAUUGCAACGAGGCCUCCGCAGCAGAUGCGUGGCGCAACGGCGUCCUCUUCUCGAAUGGCAACUGUGCAAUUCGCCAGUUAGGUAUUCCCACAAUUAGUGUGCCCAUGGGUGUGAUGGCAGACACGGCAAUGCCUGUCAACCUCACAUUUGCGUCGGCGGCAUAUGACGACACCGCUCUGCUUCGGUAUGCCUACGCUUUCGAAAAGAGUAGCCAAUUGCGACAAAAGCCGGCGAGGACGCCAGAGCUGGAAACAGAUAUCAUUUUGCUUUCCCAGGAACCGAGGCAAUUGGGGUCUGAAGCUCCUGUGCUGACAGUCGACAGCGAAAAGACAUUCAGACAAGGCGAUCAAAUCCACGUAUCGGGGACUAUUCGAGAGGACGAGUUGUCGGCAUUGCGUAUAUUUGUAGAUGGAGACGAGAUUAAGGAUGUAAAAUUGUCGGGUGGUAACUGGGAGGUGGUCUCGUGCUCACAGCCUGUAUCAAAUGAUCGACCCGAGGAGAAAAGAGUUCCAGAUCUCCAGCAGGCCAUGGUCAUUGUGCUGGCAACUGGGAAGGCUGGAAGGUCUAGUGCUCAGUUGCUUUUCCUGUAG
Molecule: messenger RNA, 2043 nt
Organism: Exophiala bonariae
Lineage: Eukaryota; Fungi; Ascomycota; Eurotiomycetes; Chaetothyriales; Herpotrichiellaceae
Exons: 2
Coding region: 1-2043 (680 amino acids)
Source: RefSeq, a predicted model, not a curated record